CAAUUAAUGCCUUCUAAGAGGUAAUUUUGUAAUCUUCUCUCCGUCCGGAUGCUUUUCUCCCUGCCCGAACCAGCAAGCACCGUCGUCCCCCGGCUGAACCGGCGGCGCAUGGUCUCUAACUGGAGAGCGACUGACUCGUUAGAAGUUCAAAGGAAAAGAAUUUUGGGGCUCCAUCUCUUGCUCCAACCCUAGCUGAGGAAGCAGGUUUGCAUAACUUUGGCUUCGAUCUCCAUCUUCGAAUUUGGUCUCUUUCGCUUUUUCCAGAUCCUUCCUCGAGCUAUAAUCUGUCGAGUAAUUGGAGGAAGCGAGUGGACAAGAUGGCGAACAGGAUGAAGGAGGAAGAGAAGAACGAGAAAAUUAUUAGAGGACUUCUUAAGCUUCCUUCUAAUAAAAGAUGCAUCAAUUGCAAUGGUCUGGGCCCACAAUAUGUUUGCACAAAUUUCUGGACUUUCAUCUGUACAAACUGCAGUGGGUUACAUCGAGAGUUUACUCACCGAGUAAAAUCAAUAUCCAUGGCCAAAUUUACAUCCCAGGAGGUUAGUGCGCUGCAAGAAGGGGGAAAUGAGCGUGCUAGGGAAAUUUUUUUCAAGGAGUGGGACCCUCAGCGACACUCUUAUCCAGACAGCAGCCAUCUUGACAGGCUCAGAGAUUUCAUUAAGCAUGUUUACGUUGAGAGGAGAUAUGCUGGUGGGAAAAGUAUUGGUGGCCCUAAUAAUGUGAAGGGUGAACGAGAGGAUUAUGAUGACAACCGAAGCUCCAACACUGGUCGUAGUGGUUCACGGAGUCCACCUUAUUAUGAUCCAUAUGAAGGUCGAUAUGGUGAAAUGCCUGGUUCUGCUGGAACGAAUGAUGAUAGAAACUCUCGCUCUAGCUAUGAGACAAGAAGCCCUAGCUACGUUCAAGCUGAUUAUAGAAGUUCUAGCCAUUUUGAGAUGAGGGAUGAAAUACGCCGAGAUGAUAAAGCUGGAAAUGAAAAUCAAAGUCCAAAAUAUUUUGAAAACCGAAUUUCAGAAGGAUUACCGAAGCCUGGAGUGUCUGAUCACCAGAAGGGUGUAUAUAUAUCAAGUCCUCCAAUGGUACGUCCAGUGAGAGAUAUAUUGGGUUUUGAUGCCCCCCCUCUUCGAGUCAGUGAACCUCCACAGAUGAAUGCUGGAAAAGUGCCAAACAGUCCUUUAGAAAAACAGGGCUCUGCUUCAAGUAGCAAGGGGCCUAUUGAUGGGAAUUCAGCGGAGUUGAAAAGGGUAAAUUCUGGAAGUUUAAUCGACUUCUCUGCAGACCCUGAACCUCCUGCUGCUAGUCUAGCUCAGGGAUCUUUUGCUCUUCAAAGCGGCUCUACACCUGCUAAUAGUGUUGGUUGGGCAUCUUUUGAUGUUUCUAGUCAACAGAAGGCACCGGAGGCAGUUUCAACAUCAGGGGAUCUGGAAUCUGUGUUUGCACAACUGUCGGUUCAUGCAUCUACAUCAGUAGUGAACUCUACUAUAUCACCUGUUGCAAGCAACGACUCUUUUCCCAUAGCAAAUAAUGGUGGAAAAUGGCCAGCUGUGCAGCAGCAGGUUUCACCACUCCCAAUUGCUUCUAAUCGGUCAACCAAUCCGCUAGUCCAUACACUUGUCGGUUCCCUAAACAACCAGGUAUCCGCUCAGCUGGCUGGCCCAUCAUUUCCAGGAAGUGUAGAGGGUACUGUGGCUGUUCUUGAUGGGCAUACUUCUCGCCCUGUCAUGAAUCCGUCAGAUAGGCCAGGCUACUUUCCAAACCCUUUAGAGGCUAAUAAUAGUGGAAGGAAAGAACUACCAGCGGAUCUAUUUACUGGACUCUAUCCAACAUCACCUGCUUCAUAUACAGGGUGGAGAGUUGGACCGCGCCAUGGUAUGGUCUACGGCAUACAAUAUCCUGUCAUGAUGGGUGCUGUCCAGCGACCUGUGACAAUGUUUCACAAUUCCCCAACUUCCAUGAAUCCAUUUGAUCUUGCUAAUGAGUCAGCUCCAGCUCCCAAUCCUAUGGUAUGCCCAAACCUCCAAAUUUUAUUUUUUUGCUGCAAACUUGAAUGGUACACUACGGACAUGCUUAUGAAACUUAAUUUUUGUCCUAGAAUUGGUUAAUAAAUAAAGAUUUAA
This is a messenger RNA of Dendrobium catenatum, 2114 nucleotides long. RefSeq names its product ADP-ribosylation factor GTPase-activating protein AGD5-like. The record is from RefSeq and is a predicted model, not a curated record. Lineage: Eukaryota; Viridiplantae; Streptophyta; Magnoliopsida; Asparagales; Orchidaceae. Gene Ontology annotation, molecular function: GTPase activator activity. Bases 318 to 2099 code for a protein of 593 amino acids. The transcript has 11 exons.